AUGUCUGAACUCGGCCAAACAUCUGACGAAGAUGUGUCCCCCGAGGACAUAAAUGAAGAUGAAAUCCUGGCCAACCUCUCCCCUGAGGAGCUGAAGGAGCUGCAGAGUGAGAUGGAGGUGAUGGCCCCUGACCCUGAGCUCCCCACAGGAAUGAUACAGAGGGAUCAGACAGAGAAGCCCCCAACGGGCAGCUUUGACCACCGCUCCCUGGUGGACUACCUGUACUGGCAGAAGGCGUCCCGACGCAUGCUUGAGGAUGAGAGAGUUCCCGUCACCCUCCUGCCCUCCGAGAGAAUGACAGCAGAGGAGAUGGGAGACGGUGGUGGCAGGAGGGGGCCAGAAGCUGAUGGGAAAGAGCGGCACUACAAAAAUGAAAGCGUGUCACAUGCAGUAACACAGCCUGAGGAGAUGAACAGAGAUGGAAGCAAUGAGGAGAGAGAGGAGGAGGAGGAGGAGGAGGAGGAAGAAGAGGAAGGUGAAGAGGAGGAAGAUGAGAGUGAGUCAGAAACAAAGGAAUGUGUUAAUGAAAAUCAUCACAGUGAUCAAACAAGCAAGCAACCAGGUACAGAGUCAGGGGAAACCACGGAAAAGUCAGAUGAAAAUGAAAAGAAAAUCUCAAAAUUGAACAUCCCCAAAAAGUUAGCGUUAGAUACCAGCUUCAUGAAGCUCAGUGCUAGGCCAUCAGGAAAUCAAACCAACUUAGAAGAGAGCUUGGAGAAAGUCCGAAAAAACAAUCCAGAGAUGAAGGAGCUCAACCUGAACAACAUAGAGAACAUCCCCAAAGAAAUGCUGAUAGACUUUGUCAAUGCAAUGAAGAAGAAUAAGAACAUAAAAACGUUCAGCUUGGCCAAUGUGGGAGCUGAUGACAGCGUUGCAUUUGCACUGGCCAAUAUGCUGCGUGAGAACAGGAGCAUCACCACGCUCAACAUCGACUCCAACUUCAUCUCUGGGAAGGGCGUUGUGGCCAUCAUGAGGUGCCUGCAGUACAACGAGAUUCUGACGGAGUUCCGCUUCCACAACCAGAGGAGCAUGCUGGGCCACCAGGCUGAGAUGGAGAUCGCCAGGCUGCUGAAGGCCAACAACACCCUGCUGAAAAUGGGCUACCACUUCGAGCUGCCGGGGCCCAGGAUGGUGGUGACCAACCUGCUGAGCAGGAACCUGGAUAAGCAGAGGCAGAAGAGGCAGGAGGGGCAAAGGCAGCAGCAAAUGAAAGAGCAGAGAGAGCUGAUUGCCAUGUUGGAGAACGGAUUGGGCUUGCCACCUGGGAUGUGGGAGAUGCUGGGGGGGCCGAUGCCCCAGUCCAGACCACAGGAAGCUCCCCCAGCACCCAAACCACCCAUCCUCACCUCAGCACCUCAGGGACGGGGGAAGGAAAGCACACGACCCACAGCUCCUGAGCAGCCGCGUGGGGCUGAGCCCAGCUUCAGGGUGAUCAAGCUGAAGAAGAUCCAACGCAAACCCGCCGUGCCCAAGUAUGUGGAGCCCACUGAGAAAACCAACCUCAAGGAUGUGAUCAAGACCCUGAAGCCCAUCCCCAGGAGAAGACCCCCUCCUCUCGUUGAGAUAACACCACGAGAUCAGCUGCUGAAUGACAUUCGUCAGAGCAACGUCGCGUACCUCAAACCGGUGCCGUUACCAAAGCAGUUGGAGUGAGAGACCCAAAG
This is a messenger RNA of Centrocercus urophasianus (Greater sage-grouse), 1664 nucleotides long. It is a transcript of the gene LMOD3, whose product is annotated as leiomodin 3. Gene Ontology annotation, cellular component: myofibril; striated muscle thin filament. The record is from RefSeq and is a predicted model, not a curated record. Lineage: Eukaryota; Metazoa; Chordata; Aves; Galliformes; Phasianidae. Gene Ontology annotation, molecular function: actin binding; tropomyosin binding. Gene Ontology annotation, biological process: muscle contraction; myofibril assembly; pointed-end actin filament capping. The transcript is spliced from 3 exons. The coding region runs from base 1 to 1653 and encodes 550 amino acids.